AUAAAAGGACAGGAGAAGGAAGGAUGAGUCUUAUUAUUCAGGUGCUACAUUGAGACUUAAGAGUUCUUGACUUUGACACAGACUUCUUGUAGUUUUGGACAGGUUGCAUAGGAUGCAAAUGUUGAGUGACUAAUUGUAGAGUAACCAGGUUCCAAACACUGGUGGUUCUUGAUGUGGCCCGAUAGCAUCUUCUUAAGUUACAGAAAUGGAGUGCCAUUAUUCUGUCUGGGGAGUUUUGGCAUUUCUGAGUUUGGCUCUGGUUGUUUCAUUGAUACUGAAUAUUUCACACUAUAUGCAAAAGAAACAAGCUAAAGUGUAUAAAGACUAUGAAGACAACUGUCCAAGCUACGAUGACUAUUACACAGAAGAUGACCCAGUUUAUGGCAAUCUCAAUCAAGGUACUUUUGAGGAAUGUUGUUACGAGCAGAUGAAGUCCCAGCCUCAAAGGCCAGUUAACCAACUACAGGUGGAGUCUGCCAAUCAGAUGUGUUAUGCCUCACUUGAUCACAGCAUCAAGGGAAAACGCAGAAAACCAAGGAGAAAGAAAGACACAUCAUUAGAGGAGGAUGAAGAAGAUAGAUCAUGUAACCCCACCACGAUGGCUUCCAAAGUUAGCAUUUACCUCAAUAGCGAGCAGCUGGCUGCUGAAAACGUAGAAGCCAUUCAUGAUGAUCCCAUCAGAUAAACAAGUUUGAUUCAUACUACAAAAGGAGAGAAUAUUUGAAAUGGCUUCACGAGCCAAAUACGUAAUCUGUAAAGUGAGAUCUGCUUGUUCAUUCUGGUGGAACAGUGAAUGAUUAGAGAUAAUAUCCUGGCAAACUGACAAACCAAACGAUGGUAUAAAAUGGACAAGUGUUCCAAAGUGUCUUCCAAGCACAUUCAUGAGCUAAGCAAGAACUAAGAUCCAGAGUGCCACUUUGAAGGAUCUGCCCUUCUGAAGACAUUUUGAAAGGGGGUUUGUAGAAGCUAGUAUCUCAGCAUUCACACAGUGUUGAUUUCAGUAAGAAUUAAUUCUUUGUUUAAAACAACCAUCAACUUUCAAACAGUCCCAGAAGACGCACUCUGUUGUCUGUAAAGCUCUAGCAGAGUAUAACUAUUCUUCUAUAUAGGUUUUAACGGUACUUUUGGAAGGAAAUUGUGUUUCAUGCUUGCACACUUAAUGAUUUAGUUGUUUUCCCAAUUAAAAACUGUUCUGCUGUUCAACAUUGUGUACUUCCUCACUGUGACUGGCCAAUGGUAAUAACACAAUAUAUCUAAAGCUAAAUGGAGAAUAAUUUAACAGCUUGUUUAAAGUAGUGAUUGUACAUCUCACAAGAUUUAACAAUAUCCUUAUAUAUCUUUAUUUUCCUUCUGUGAGCAAUACCAGAAUACAUCUCAAAUCUCGACGCCUCUACUAACGUUAUGUUGUAUCCAGAUGUAUUCAAGAGUCCACAAAAAUAUUGGCAAAUGAUCUGUAACAAUAAGUCUCC
This is a messenger RNA of Grus americana (Whooping crane), 1469 nucleotides long. Its product is annotated as T-cell receptor-associated transmembrane adapter 1. Gene Ontology annotation, cellular component: T cell receptor complex. Gene Ontology annotation, biological process: negative regulation of receptor recycling; positive regulation of T cell receptor signaling pathway. The transcript is spliced from 6 exons. The record is from RefSeq and is a predicted model, not a curated record. Bases 206 to 685 code for a protein of 159 amino acids. NCBI's taxonomy places the organism in Eukaryota, Metazoa, Chordata, Aves, Gruiformes, Gruidae.